Molecule: messenger RNA, 256 nt
Organism: Racocetra persica
Lineage: Eukaryota; Fungi; Glomeromycota; Glomeromycetes; Diversisporales; Gigasporaceae
Source: the annotation of a GenBank genome assembly
ACAAGCAGCACAAAAAAGUGUAAAAAAAUGUCAAGCUAUCUCUCACAAUAAGAAUAUUACAGAAAUUAAAGCUCUAUUAUCCAAUUUGAACCAAGAACAACUUGAUAACAUUUAUAAAAUAUUAAUGAAAGAACAAGAAAUUUCAUAUGGCGAUGGUGAACUUGAAUCUAUUAAUAAAGAACGAGAAUUUUCACAUGGCGAUGAAAUUUCAAAAGAAAAAUAUCAAAAAACCAAGCUAGACCUUUUAAUUCAGUAG